Ananas comosus (pineapple) is the source of this 1774-nucleotide messenger RNA. RefSeq names its product tubulin beta chain-like. Gene Ontology annotation, molecular function: GTPase activity; GTP binding; structural constituent of cytoskeleton. NCBI's taxonomy places the organism in Eukaryota, Viridiplantae, Streptophyta, Magnoliopsida, Poales, Bromeliaceae. Bases 194 to 1531 code for a protein of 445 amino acids. Gene Ontology annotation, biological process: microtubule cytoskeleton organization; mitotic cell cycle. The transcript is spliced from 3 exons. Gene Ontology annotation, cellular component: cytoplasm; microtubule. The record is from RefSeq and is a predicted model, not a curated record.
CGCUCACCUCCGCUUUACCGGCCUCCAUUUCCUCCUCUCCGCUCCUUCACUCUCUCUCCUUCUCCUACCUCUAUUUCCCCUCUCCGCACAAACCCUGACCCUAGCCCUAACGCUAGCGCCAACACCACCGUCGCCACCUCCUCCCCGGAACCCUAACCCUAACGCUAGGUGCUUCUACGGAGAGGCGGAGAAGAUGAGGGAGAUACUCCACAUCCAGGGGGGGCAAUGCGGGAACCAGAUCGGGGCCAAGUUUUGGGAGGUGAUCUGCGACGAGCACGGGAUCGACCACACGGGAAAGUACAGCGGCGACUCCGAGCUCCAGCUGGAGCGGAUCAACGUCUACUACAACGAGGCGAGCUGCGGCCGCUACGUCCCCCGCGCCGUGCUCAUGGAUCUCGAGCCCGGGACCAUGGACUCGGUGCGGUCGGGGCCCUUUGGGCAGAUCUUUCGCCCCGAUAACUUCGUCUUUGGGCAAUCUGGGGCCGGGAACAACUGGGCCAAGGGGCACUACACCGAGGGCGCUGAGCUCAUCGACGCCGUGCUCGACGUGGUGCGCAAGGAGGCCGAGAACUGCGAUUGCUUGCAAGGAUUCCAGGUAUGCCACUCUUUGGGAGGAGGCACUGGUUCCGGCAUGGGCACGCUUCUCAUCUCUAAGAUCAGAGAAGAGUACCCGGAUCGCAUGAUGCUGACGUUCUCUGUCUUCCCCUCGCCGAAGGUCUCGGACACUGUUGUGGAACCUUACAAUGCUACCCUCUCUGUUCAUCAGCUUGUUGAGAAUGCUGACGAGUGUAUGGUCCUCGACAAUGAAGCUCUUUAUGACAUUUGCUUCCGUACUCUGAAGCUCGCUACUCCUACUUUUGGCGAUCUCAACCACCUAAUCUCGGCCACAAUGAGCGGAGUCACCUGCUGCCUUCGCUUCCCGGGGCAGCUCAACUCUGACCUGCGCAAGCUGGCAGUCAACCUCAUCCCCUUCCCCCGUCUCCACUUCUUCAUGGUCGGCUUUGCCCCCCUCACCUCCCGUGGCUCCCAGCAGUACCGUGCCCUCACCGUCCCGGAGCUCACCCAGCAGAUGUGGGACUCCAAGAACAUGAUGUGCGCCGCCGACCCCCGCCACGGCCGCUACCUCACCGCCUCCGCCAUGUUCCGCGGCAAGAUGUCCACCAAAGAGGUCGACGAGCAGAUGAUCAACGUCCAAAACAAGAACUCUUCCUACUUCGUUGAGUGGAUCCCGAACAACGUGAAAUCAAGCGUGUGCGAUAUCCCUCCAAAGGGGUUGAAGAUGGCGUCGACUUUCAUUGGGAACUCGACUUCGAUCCAGGAGAUGUUCCGGAGGGUGAGCGAGCAGUUCACGGCCAUGUUUAGGAGGAAGGCUUUCCUUCACUGGUACACCGGGGAGGGGAUGGACGAGAUGGAGUUCACCGAGGCAGAGAGCAACAUGAACGACCUGGUCGCUGAGUACCAGCAGUAUCAGGACGCUACGGCGGACGAGGAAGAGUACGAGGAGGAAGAGGAGGAGGAGGUCGCCGCUUGAGUGCUCCUUACUACACUUCUGAUGUUAAGACAUGCUUUCUAUGUCUCUGUACUGGUUUUUUACGACUCUUGAAUGUGUUGCUUGUGAUGAUGCUGUGCUUUUGAACCUAAACCUCUGCAAGGGUGUUUGUGUUUCUUCUUGUUGGUUUGGUUGUAACCCUCCUUCGGUAUGCGUGUGAGUUUAUGACUUGUUCUUGAUGGACAAUUUCCAAUUGAAUCGUACCUUCGGGGAUUCUAAAGUUAA